Molecule: messenger RNA, 3419 nt
Organism: Amphibalanus amphitrite
Lineage: Eukaryota; Metazoa; Arthropoda; Thecostraca; Balanomorpha; Balanidae
Gene: PIG-X
Product: phosphatidylinositol-glycan biosynthesis class X protein-like
Exons: 2
Coding region: 1276-2265 (329 amino acids)
Biological process (GO): GPI anchor biosynthetic process
Cellular component (GO): endoplasmic reticulum membrane
Source: RefSeq, a predicted model, not a curated record
GAAUAUCAAACUGUAGUUGGAUAAUCAAACUGCUGCUAAAUUGACAGCAGUCAAUUACAUAUAUUGAGGCAAUUGGCUGAACUUCUGAUCGUAUGAAAUAUUUACCUAAAGCUAACUUAUAAAUUGUCAACGAAAACAUAAGGAAGUCAGUUCAACAGGUUAACAGGGCCUCACCAUCAUCCCUCAAGACUUGGACUGAGACCUCAACAUAAUAUUGAUAUACCUAUACUAAUACCGACCUAUCUCAGCUAGCAGGUCAAGGUAGUCGUAAGGCAGGGGUCACACUUUUUGUUUUGCCUCUGUUCCGUCGCUUCCAUCCUCAGGAUACUGAGUCCUUCUCCUCCAUGCUGCAACCCCUACUUAGGGCUGGAGUGGACAGGCACAUUUAUCUCAUGUGGGCUGCUCCCUUGGAGCGGCACCGCUGCACCCAAGACCGAGGGAGCCCACUCCGAAGCUGGGUGCAGAGAGUGCUUGCGGGCUGUUCGGCCUGUCCAUUCUGACAGGCUCAGCCCUGGCGACUCUCUAGGCCUUUAGGGUGUCUGCCCAGACCAAUGUCUCCCCCUAUGAGUAACUCCCAUCAUCCUUCCAGCUCUGAAUUGGUCUUGUCAGACCAAAAGGGCUUAACCCUCUAGUGCCCCCGGUAUCAUAUCUGUAAGUCAAUUUGCAGAAAAUUCGCCUGCUAAUCAUAGAGGUGAAAAUUGUUGAAAACCCUGCUGUAUCAGAAGUGGUACGUCUUGGCAACCACCUGGUGGCAAAAUUUUAAAGUAAUGAUUUCUCAGUUUCCCACCAGGUGAUUUUGAAGAGGGUCAGUUUGUCCUUUGCCGAAAAUCAAUUUGAGAUGCAAGUGUAAAUUUAAGCAUUUAGAAAAUAAAAAAAUAGUUAUUUGGAAAGAAACUUGGCAUACUGUGAGACAAAUGUUCAACAUAUAUCAUAGUAUGUUGCAAAACAUCGCAACUUUUUCAGGGUCAAAGAUAUGGACCCCCUAUUUUUGGGGAUACUAGAUAUGAUACAGUGGGCAUAGCACUCCAAUAUUUUCUAUGAAAUUUUCGCCGCUGCAACAUACGGUGUGCCAAUACCAUAGUUUUCUCAGGUGAUAAGCAUUGCAAUGGCCUGUGAUUCAUUGCAAACGACGAUGAUACAAGAUGCAUAAAUUUGUGAAGUUCGCACCUCUUGCGCCAGAUAACUCUAUUUCGCUCCAGACUUAAAAUGUCAUAACGAUAUUGGUACGCUUAUGCCGCCUCUCAUCCUUGUCAAUCUUCCAACAUCUAGCUUUCUAUGAGUGGCCUUGCAUGCCUCAUACAUCUCGACUUUUCUAACGCUCAUAGGAAUAUGGUUUUGCAACUGUUUGACGAUGACAAGACAGACUCCGGACCGAAGGGCGUGGUUCCUUUGAUUUCCUAUCUAAGAAGUAGGCAACCAUGCACUUCUGCCAAGUUCCAGCAGGUGCCUGACACCUGGCAAGCAUUUUCACUGCCAGUGAAGAUGAGUCCUCUCUCGACUGCUCUAUCGCUUCUUCUGUGGACGUGCUCAGCGGUAGCAUCCUCCAGCAACUGCUGUUACACGUCCAGUGCCUGGCUGACCCGGCGCCUGGAGAAGGACGGCUUUCACCGGGACCUGGUGACCUCAGUCCAGCUGCCCUGGUCGCCUUCCCUCGCUGACUGCCGUCUACUGCUAGUGGAGCGUCUACCCGCUGGGGUGUACGCAGACCCCUACCAGCUGGCUCGUCUUCCCAGUGCUCAACACAAAGUGCUUGGUUUGGUGGAUGUGGAAGCGAUGGCGCAUGAUUCUACCUGGCUGGAUGUGCUGUCGUGGGUGGAGGUAAACGUCACCGAAGGAGAGGUGUCGGGUCAGGUGACGGCAACGGUAUCUUUACCAGUCCACGCGCGCUACCAUCGCGCGGACGAAACGGAACGAAUCGCUUCGGUCUACAUCGAGUCGCCGCGUCUCUUCCUAGGAUGUGAUUGGGAGAAUCAACCAGAUACUCAACCUUCUAUCGAGGCAGAAUCACCCACCGUUGACAGUGAUGACUGCAAGUGUGAUGAGAAGGAACCGUUUCCAUGUCGUAUCGCCAGUGAUGCUGUGUGCGAGUAUCAUGCGGUGCAGACGGAUAAUAGUCCCACAGUGGUGUUACCAGUGCCUCUGGGUGAUUUACGUGAUCUCGAGCUGGUGCUCGUGGGAACGGCUGUGGCCGUGACGGCAGGCACCGUUCUUCUGCUGUUGGUGAUCAAUAACAAAACGCUCGAGUCGCCGGCGCGACAUCGAUAAGGUCCGUGAUUUUCAGAAUGAGAAGAGAGAGAGAGAGAGAGAGAGAGAGAGAGAGAGAGAGAGAGAGAGAGAGAGAGAGAGAGAGAGAGAGAGAGAGAGAGAGAGAGAGAGAGGAGAAAGAAAGAAAGAGAUGUGAUGAGAAGAAAAAGAAAGAGUGGAACGAACUACAAUCAGAUGAAUGGCAGUGAUGGAGAAAGUGAUUGGAACGUUAGCGAAAUAAGUGAUUGUGUCGAGCGCGGCACCCGAUUCCCAGUCACGCUGAUCUCUUCCAAGAACUGCUGCCUCGCACAAGAAAGCCCCCACUUUUCUGUUGUGAAAGUCGGCCUUUGAUGAACGUCGCUGGGACCUGGCCGUGGGCCGGGGCCCGGGCGGCGUGGUUUUUGUUGUCUCAUGGUCUCAUUUUCGGUUACGCGUGAGCGCCCCAGCAGAUGGCGGCAUGUCAGUUCGAUCCUGGGCAAUUCGAUGGACCAUAUCGCCAGGUAACUGUAUUGGACAAGCUCUGCAUUAUAUCUUUCACGCGCUCGCGCCUGGUGGCUUGCAGUGCUGUCUACACACAAAAACGUCCUGAUAAAUUGUCUCGAUCCAAAUGGAAACUGUUGUGGAACUCCUCGGAUUGUGCGAGGAUUUAUCGGUUUGUGUUACAUUUGUCAUGGAAACGGUUUGUCAGGUCUCGUGCCAGCUGGCUUAAUUGUCUAGUACAAUGGUUCGCACUAGAGUGAGCUGAUGUGUUUUCUGAGAAGUGCGCUAAAUGGGCUAAUUCUGUGCUUGCUUUUCCGUAAUGGCACUAUUAUUAGGUGACUGUUACGUGUGUUUUGUAUCACGUAAAGGCAAAUGUCCUCACUUUUUCCGAGGUGCAUCACCAAAUGAAAGCAUCGCGAUCGUAGUGCUCCCAGUAAGCUGUCUUUAUGAUUGUAGUAUCUAGUCGGUGUACUGUGUGAUGUUAGCUGUGGAAUGCUGGGUUUACGUUCUAUAUAGUUAGCGAAGUCAACAUAAAUGAAUGGCUACUGUCGGAUAAUUAUAACCGUGCAUACCUAUGUGCUAUACGCUCACGGUUACCUAUUUAUAAUAGGCUUUCACAUGCCGCAUUCAAGGCCCUAUGCCGCAUUCCUGUAAACGACGUAUUCGUAUUUCAUAAUACAUACGUAGUUAUUUCA